Messenger RNA from Terrapene triunguis (Three-toed box turtle), 3649 nucleotides. RefSeq names its product ATPase family AAA domain-containing protein 3. The record is from RefSeq and is a predicted model, not a curated record. Gene Ontology annotation, molecular function: ATP binding; zinc ion binding; ATP hydrolysis activity. The coding region runs from base 35 to 1828 and encodes 597 amino acids. Gene Ontology annotation, cellular component: mitochondrion. The transcript is spliced from 16 exons. Gene Ontology annotation, biological process: mitochondrion organization. Lineage: Eukaryota; Metazoa; Chordata; Testudines; Emydidae.
CGUGUGGCUGGCUCCCGGCGGCGGUGCGGUCUCCAUGUCGUGGAUAUUGGGCUCGAACUGGCGGUCUCCCCCCGUGGCGGGGGAUGGAGGCCCGGCCCUGCCGCCCCCUCCCUCCGCCGGCGGCCCCGCAGCGGGGGACGGAGCCGGGGACCGGCACACGCCCAAGGACAAAUGGAGCAACUUUGACCCCACCGGGCUGGAGCGGGCGGCCAAGGCGGCCAGGGAGCUGGAGGCCUCCCGCCAUGCAAAAGAUGCUCUUAGUCUUGCUCAGCUGCAGGAACAGACAUUGCAAAUGGAGCAGCAGUCCAAAAUUAAGGAAUAUGAGGCAGCCAUUGAACAGCUGAAGAAUGAACACAUCCGGGUACAAGGAGAUGAGAAAAGAAAGACACUAAGUGAAGAAACCAGACAGCAUCAAGCGAGGGCCCAAUAUCAGGACAACCUGGCAAGGCAGCGCUAUGAAGCGCAGCUGCGGCAGCAGCAACUCCUUAAUGAAGAGAACUUGAGGAAGCAGGAGGAAUCUGUGCAGAAGCAGGAAGCAAUGAAGCGAGCCACUGUGGAGCGGGAGAUGGAGUUGCGGCACAAGAAUGAGAUGCUGCGUAUCGAAGCAGAAGUGCGAGCCCGCGCAAAGGCUGAGCGUGAGAAUGCAGACCUCAUUCGGGAGCAGAUCCGCCUGAAAGCUGCUGAGCAUCGCCAGACAGUGUUAGAUUCCCUCAAGACAGCGGGUACGUUGUUUGGAGAAGGAUUUCGUGCCUUUGUAACAGACUGGGAUAAAGUUACAGCCACGGUGGCAGGUCUGACCCUGCUGGCAGUGGGGAUUUACACGGCCAAGAACGCUACUGGGGUUGCAGGGCGGUACAUAGAAGCUCGUCUGGGCAAGCCCUCCCUGGUGAGAGAGACCUCGCGCAUUACUGUGCUGGAGGCACUCAAGCAUCCCAUCAAGGUUGGCAAGCGUCUUACCAGCAAGGCUCAAGAUGCUCUUGAAGGAGUUGUUCUCAGCCCCAAGCUGGAGGAGCGGGUGAGAGACAUUGCCAUAGCAACACGAAAUACAAGAAACAACAAAAGUUUGUACAGGAAUAUCCUUAUGUACGGCCCGCCUGGUACUGGGAAGACUCUCUUUGCCAAGAAAUUAGCCAUGCAUUCAGGCAUGGAUUAUGCCAUCAUGACAGGUGGCGAUGUCGCCCCCAUGGGGCGGGAAGGAGUUACUGCCAUGCACAAAGUCUUUGACUGGGCUAACACAAGUAAGAGAGGCCUCUUGCUGUUUGUAGAUGAAGCAGAUGCAUUCCUACGGAAGAGGGCAACAGAGAAAAUCAGUGAAGACCUAAGAGCGACAUUGAAUGCAUUUCUGCACAGGACGGGACAGCACAGCAACAAGUUUAUGCUUGUUUUAGCAAGCAACCAGCCCGAGCAGUUUGACUGGGCCAUCAACGACCGAAUCGAUGAAAUGGUGAACUUUGACCUACCGCAGCUACAAGAGCGGGAGCGUCUGGUGAGGAUGUAUUUUGAUAAGCACGUCUUGAAGCCUGCCACAGAGGGGAAACAGCGUCUAAAGCUGGCCGAGUUUGACUACGGGGCAAAGUGUUCUGAGAUUGCCAAGUUGACGGAGGGCAUGUCUGGCCGAGAGAUCUCCCAACUCGCCGUGGCAUGGCAGGCUGCAGCCUAUGCGUCCGAGGACGGCGUCCUGACCGAGGCCAUGAUCGACGCCCGCGUGGCUGACGCGGUGCAGCAGCACAAGCAGAAGAUGGAGUGGCUGAAAGCGGAGGGCACAGACCCGAGCAAGGAGGCUGGCAAGAGCCAACGGCUGCCUCUCCCCGUGGGGCUGGCUGUCUGAGAAGCUGCAGACUGGUGUGCGUGGGGAGGGCGGCGGGGAAUGACGUCGGAGGGUUGGUUGGCCGGCCGUGUUGGUGGAAUCAUGUGCUGGAGAUGGGCGCCCAGUGGUGCCAGCCGUGCAGAGAUGGGAGCUGCCCAGGCCCUGCCCUCUCAAUUUUAUACUUUUAGGGAACACCAGAAAUAAAUGUGUCUUUUAAAGCAGGCUGAAGAAGCCGCCACAUUAAAGGAGCCCCCUUGCCACAAAGCCAUUGCCUUGCUGCUAGUCUGUGGCCUUUCUCCUGAGAGCACCGAAGUCAACCCCCUCUGUCUGCCAUUGGACCCCUUGUGAAAGCCAGCAGCCAGGCCGUGUGGGCACCCGGGAAUCGCCGUGCCCUCCGGCUGAGGCACACCCUGCUGGCUGACCCGAGGGGUGUUCCCCAGCAGUGUGGAUCCCUCAGCUCCGGCUCAUUCACGUCUUGCCCCUGGCAUCCCCUGGUGCAAAUGCACCCCGGGCUCCCCAUCCCGCUGCCUGGGCUGUGGGUGGAGCUGGGAGGGAUCAGUGCAGGCUCCCAUUGGCGGUUGGGCCGUGUCUCCGGGAGGAAAGCUCCUGUGAGUGCUGCGGUUUGGCUGCAUGCCCUGCUGGAUGGUGGGGUGACGGACAGGCCUAUGCCGGGGUUAUGGUGUUUGCAGGUAAAACAAAUCCCUUGUUGAGUGAUUCUCCCUUCCCUGGUGGAAAGCUGGGGCCUCCCUCCCUCACGCUAAGCACGAAUAACCGAGGAAAUCACUGGUGCUGGUGGCUUCCCUCCUCCCGUUCCACAUGGGCACCUCUCCAAGUGUCUCGCCGGCUGGCCCGCCUGGUGGCUGGACACCGCUGCGGGGCUGCUGCCUGUCCCGGAGCAUUGCUGGCAGCAGCACGGCACAGCAGCUACAUGCUUCUGCCAUGGCCGAAUCUCCCCACAGUGUGUCCCUUCUGCACACCAAACGCUGCUGCGACAGCGCCAGGCUUGCCCCGAGCUGCCCAGAGAGCAGCUGGACAUUGUGUUCUCCCCAGGCAGGACCCGUCGUGUGGCUGAGUUUUAACACUUGCGGCGUGGGUGUAGCGUCCCUGCGCAGGGAGUGUCGCGCCUGGUGUGAGAUCAGCCGGGACAAACCCCACAAAAUCCCCCAGUAGCCGAGAGCUGUGUAGAACAAAAUUCCUCCCUUCACACGGGGCACCGUAGAAUAAACCUGCCUGGGCCUUGCCUUGGAGUUCACAUGGCUGCUUGGAUCGAGUAGAUCAGCUGGCACCUGCAUUCCCCAUAGCAGCGAUCUUAGAGGCAGCCCUUGGACUCCGAGCAAGUGGCCGAUGUGGCCUAUGGGGGGACACAGUACGGUGACCCUGUGCUAAAAUGAUAGUGCCUCUCGCAGGUGACGGCCUGUGCUAAGGGAUUCACUGGUUCCCUGCUGCCGGAGCGCACGUUCCCGGGAGAUGCUGUGUCCAUCCAGCCUCUUGCUGCCCUGUUCGGUUAGGGAGCAGUGAAGGCUUUGACGUGGAUUUUGUUUCCAUGUAAUUCUGCCCUCCAAGGAGUCUCCGAGCUGGUGGGUCCUAGUAAACAGGUGGCCAUGGCAGGAAAAGCACCAGCCCCACUGGCAAAGGAUUGACCUGGCCCUCAACAGGACUCCUCGUGCCCUACGGCAGGCCUCCCUGGGGCAGGCUUGCUCUCCAGGGGGGUUAACUGGCCUGGCCGCUCUCCGUGCCGUGGGGAUAUCAGUCUCCAGGGCCGGCGGGCUAGCACCUGUCAGUGGGUAAACAGCGUGGCAGCUCAGAUGCUGUUUUAUCAUGGGUGGGAGCAAUGGGAGAUGC